AUGCGUUAUGGAGAUAAAAACGGAGUAGUGUCGUCUGUUAGUGCUGAUGCCGAUAAUGAUGAUGAUGAUGACGGUGAUGGUGGCGAUGUUGACGACGUGGUAGUGAUGGUUGUUGAUGGCGAUAGUUUUGGCCUUCCUGAACGUUUUGAUAUGAGAAAAAUGAAUCGAUUUCGGUGGGUAACGAAGAAAAGAAAAUAA
Loa loa (African eye worm) is the source of this 198-nucleotide messenger RNA. RefSeq lists its product as hypothetical. The record is from RefSeq and is a predicted model, not a curated record. NCBI's taxonomy places the organism in Eukaryota, Metazoa, Nematoda, Chromadorea, Rhabditida, Onchocercidae. The transcript is spliced from 2 exons. The coding region runs from base 1 to 198 and encodes 65 amino acids.